Xenia sp. Carnegie-2017 is the source of this 1819-nucleotide messenger RNA. RefSeq lists its product as uncharacterized. Gene Ontology annotation, molecular function: protein binding. The record is from RefSeq and is a predicted model, not a curated record. Gene Ontology annotation, biological process: signal transduction. The transcript has 4 exons. NCBI's taxonomy places the organism in Eukaryota, Metazoa, Cnidaria, Anthozoa, Malacalcyonacea, Xeniidae. Bases 73 to 1596 code for a protein of 507 amino acids.
GUUUCUUUUAAAAAGGACUUUGUUGUCAAAGGCGAUUAUGGACACCUUGUUGUUGAAAACACGAUACUGGUGAUGGAAAUAAUAUUGGAAAAACAUAAAGAUGGUACAAAAACGAUCGGUGUUACCAAAGAUGAUCUUGUCCAUGAAAUUGGUAAAAAACUAAGUACUCAAUGGAAAGAGCUUGGGAGAAACCUAGUAAUACCUGGUGAUAGAUUAGACAUUAUAAACCACGAUGAAUAUGAAGUGGAAGAAAAAGCAAUUCAAGUUUUUCAACAUUGGAAAAGAAAUACCGGAAAAAAUUCUACUGUGAAAACUUUAUUUCGUGUUUUGUCCAAUUUUUGCUUUGGAGAUGCUUCAGAAUAUUUACGAGAGGGCCUUCCAUGUGUAAUUUCGUCGAACUAUGAAGAAGUCUUCAGAGAUAUGUUUCUUGACGAAGAUUACAACAUUCGAGACGACAUUCACGAUAUAUUCAAAGAAGUCUUCAGAGAUAUGUUUCUUGACGAAGAUUACAACAUUCGAGACGACAUUCACGAUAUAUUCAAAUUAGUCUUUGGGAUACAUGGAGCGUAUGGAAUAGUGAAUAAAGAUAAAAACAAAAACAUGCCAUUUGAACAUCUUUAUGUCACAGUUCAUGAACAAGAAAGAAUCUAUGAAGAAAUUUUAAAAGAAAGGAUCGAUAAAGAAUUUGGAUGGAAAGCUUCAACAUUCAUCGAAUUUCGUCGUACAUCAUCUUCAUCAUUUAGGUUUAUAUUGUUAGGUCAUGUUCGUGCCAGGAAUAGUUCAUCAAAUUUGUCGCAGAAAUUUAGUGAUGACAAUAAGUGUUGCGGUGCCUUGACAAUGUUCUGUCGUCAAAAUGAAAAUUACUAUGCAUUAACCUGCGGGCAUGUUGCUUGUGACACCAAAGAUUUACAAAAUGAUGUUCCAAAAAUAACCGAUGUAAUAAAUACCAGAAAUGCAAAUGAUGUUAACAUGUAUUUCUACCAUCCACACAACUCCAAAGAGGAAAUACAACUGAGUACUGUUCCCUGCGACACUGUUAGUAAGUUUAACAGUGAAGCAGAUAUCAUGUGUAUUCCAGUUGGAAAUAAAGACAAUUUUCAGCGUCUAGGUGGAGAUAAUAUGAAAAAUCUUGCUUUGAAUUUCAAAGAAAUAAACGAAGAGCUUUACAAAACAGCAAACAGCAAUAAAGGUCUUGUAAACGUUCGUACCAGUAAUCACGUCACUGGUUUUAUCAUUGAACGAAAUUUUUCGUACAUUGACGCUUCUUCAACGACAAUUUUCAAAAAUGCCGUCAAGGUAAAGAGUAGUGCCUCAUUUCUGGAGAAAGGUGACUCAGGAACUCUUGUCUAUUUCAAAGAUAGAAAAGAUCUUUGGCGGCCAUUUGCAUAUGGCGUGUGCAAAAUUGAUGAUGAGGAUGACGAUGAUGGUGAUGAUGACGACGAUUGUUAUAAGUAUGACAAUAAUGGUAACUGCGAAGAUUUCAAGGAAUACUAUUUAUGCUUAAAAUUGGAUAAAGCAUUAAAAAUGCUCGAUCUAAAAGAUUGUGAAUUCUUUAUAGAAGCAGAAAAUGUUAACCAUAGCGCUUCAUCGAAUUGAAGAAAAUUGCAAAAAAUGAUGAUAUACAAUAUGCAUGCUUCAUACAAUCCGAGUUAACAAGUUUAUCGUAAAAAAGUUAAUGUAUGUAAUUUAGCUUUCUUGUAAGGAUGGUUCUUUAGAUGUUGAUUUUGUAAAGUUUCGAGGCAUUUAAAUUUUGUCGAUUUAAUUAAAACACUGCAAUGUAUGUGUUUUAAAUAUAGAUGAAACUUUAAAUGUACUUAAA